Sorex fumeus (smoky shrew) is the source of this 1299-nucleotide messenger RNA. RefSeq names its product nucleoporin 42 (gene NUP42). Gene Ontology annotation, cellular component: nuclear envelope. The transcript is spliced from 7 exons. The record is from RefSeq and is a predicted model, not a curated record. Gene Ontology annotation, molecular function: nuclear export signal receptor activity; metal ion binding. The coding region runs from base 22 to 1266 and encodes 414 amino acids. NCBI's taxonomy places the organism in Eukaryota, Metazoa, Chordata, Mammalia, Eulipotyphla, Soricidae.
UCUGUGGCCGACACCUUCGCGAUGACCGUUUGUCAGUUCUUCCUUCAGGGCCGGUGCCGCUUUGGAGACCGGUGCUGGAACGAACAUCCCGGCGCCAGGGGGGCGGGCGGGGGACGGCAGCAACAGUCCUCAGGACGGGGCUGGAACAGCAGCAGCCAGAGGUACUCCAGUGUCAUCCAGCCAUCCAGUUUCUCCAGAUCCUCACCAUGGGGUGGCAGCAGAGAUCAAGAAAAGUCAUCUUUUGGUUCCUUUGAUUCUGGCGGUUCAGCCAGCAGGAACAGGGAUUUUGGAUUGUCUCAGAACCCAUUUAAUUCUCUUAACUCCGAUGAGCAGAAAGAUGAGAAGAAGAUUCUGGAAGGAAUUAUUAAAGAUAUGGAGAUUUGGGAGUCAUCAGGGCAGUGGAUGUUUUCAGUUUACUCACCAGUGAAAAAGAAACCUAAUAUUUCAGGUUUUACAGACAUUUCACCAGAGGAAUUGAGACUUGAAUAUCAUAACUUCUUAAGAAGCAAUAACUUACAGAGUUAUCUAAAUUCCGUUCAGCAGUUAAUAAAUCAGUGGCGGAACAGGAUAAAUGAAAUAAAAAAUCUGAAUACAUCUACUAAAAUAUCUUUGCUCUCUGAUGGAGGAAGUCAAGCUACUUCUUCAUUUGGAUUUGGCAGUAGGCAGACAGCAGUGUUUGGAUCAUCAGGUUUUUCAGCAAAUAAUAGCAGUAGUAAUAAUGUCCACAAUUUCAGUUUUAAAUCAAGCCCUGGAUUUGGCAGUGGCUCUUCUGGGAAUGCUUCUGUGUUUGGGAGUAUAUCAGCGUUUGGAGCCGCACCCUCUGCCAGUUCAGCCAUCCCUGCUCCUGCUCCAGCUUUUGGAUUUGGGAAACCUGACGUCCCAUCUGCUGCUUCAUUUUCUUUUAAAACUUCUGAAGCUUCCAGUUUUGGAUCAUCUGGAUUUUCAGGCUUUCCAACUUCCAUGGCAACAAGUCCUAUGAGCACUCCAGUGGCCCCGGCCUUUGGCAGCAACAGUUCUGUGACUGGUUUUGGUGGUCCAGGCUCCCAGUCUCACUCUGCUUUUACCAGACCAUCCAGUGACAGCUUUGGAAGUAGCAACAUGUCCUCCUCUCUCCUGGCCUCAAACGGCAGCACCACAACAGAUAAUGCAUUAUUCACACCCAAGGAUCAGCUGACAUCAGAAGAACUAGAACAAUUUCAGUCCAAGAAGUUUACUCUAGGAAAAAUUCCAUUAAAGCCACCACCGGUGGCACUCCUGAAUAUUUAAUAAAAGGAGGAUUUUAAAUACCAAAAAGAGCAA